This is a messenger RNA of Caenorhabditis remanei, 264 nucleotides long. RefSeq lists its product as uncharacterized. The record is from RefSeq and is a predicted model, not a curated record. The coding region runs from base 1 to 264 and encodes 87 amino acids. The transcript has 2 exons. NCBI's taxonomy places the organism in Eukaryota, Metazoa, Nematoda, Chromadorea, Rhabditida, Rhabditidae.
AUGGAUAUCUUCUCGCAAGAGAUCAUCUGGAAGUUGAAGGAAAUAGCCGGAAUUCGGCCAAUACAGAUUUUGAUUCUGUCGCAACUCUGGAAGUAUCUUCGAAAUCAACAUCAAUGGUCGAAGUCCGCAAUGUUUCUCCAUAAAAAGAUGAGAACAGAGAUCCAACCUGUACUGAUGGAUCUUCAAGAGCUGAGCUUCGAGCAGAAACUGAUUAUACUGUUUAUGUGCUCAUGUGCCAUCGACACACAAAAACGACAUCUGUGA